AUGAAGAGGACGAUCGUUCUGUACCCCGGCCUCUUCGUCAGCCACUUCGUCCCCAUGAUGCAGCUCGCCGACGCACUCCUGGAGGCGGGCUACGCUGUCGCGGUCGCGCUCAUCGACCUCACCUUGGACCAAGACGUCGCCCUGGCAGCCGCCGUCGACCGCGUCGCCUCCACCAAGCCGUCGCCGUCGGUCACCAUCCACAGGCUCCCUCGGAUCCAGAACCCUCCCGCGAUCGCAGACUGCGGUGGCGACGCAAUCCUCUGGUACUUCAAGACUGUCAAACGCUACAACGAUCGCCUCCGCGAGUUCCUCUGCUCCCUGCGCGUCGUCCACGCGGUGAUCGUGGAUGGGCCCUCCGCCGACGCGCUCGACGUCACCAAGGAGCUUGGCGUCCCGGCCUACACCUUCUUCGCCACCAACGCCUCCGCCGUGGCGGUGUUCCUCCAGCUUCCUUGGACCCACGAUGAGGAAGGCCAGCCAAGCUUCAAGGAGCUCGGAGACACCCGUCUCAGCAUCUCCGGCGUGCCACCCAUGCCGGCGUCAUACCUCAUGCCAUCGAUGCUCCAGGACCCGGCCAGUGAGACGUACAAGACGAUGAUGCGUGUGAUGCGCCGGAACCCCGAGCCCGAUGGCAUCUUGGUGAACUCGUUCGCGUCGCUGGAGGCCCGGGUGGUGAGAGCUCUCAGGGACCCACUGUUCCUCCCCAUCGGCGACGGGGACGGCAGCGGGUGCAGGAGGACCCCUCCGGUGUACUGCGUGGGGCCGCUGGUCGUGGGAGCCAGUGAAGGCGACGGCGAGACGAAAGAAAAGCACGAGUGCCUCGCGUGGCUCGACGAGCAACCAGAGCGCAGCGUCGUGUUCCUCUGCUUCGGAAGCUUAGGCACAGCCACCCACUCGGAUGAGCAGCUCAGGGAGAUCGCCGUCGGCCUGGAGAGGUCCGGCCACCGGUUCCUGUGGGUGGUGCGUGCGCCUCUCCCCACCGAGGGCGUGGACCCGGGGAGACUGUUCGACCCGCGCGCCGACUCCGACCUCCGCGCGCUCCUGCCGCCCGGGUUCUUGGAGAGGACCAGAGCUCGCGGCCUCGUCGUGAAGCUGUGGGCGCCGCAGGUGGACGUGCUCAACCACAGGGCCACAGGUGCCUUCGUGACGCACUGCGGGUGGAACUCGGUGAUGGAGGCGAUCACGGCCGGUGUGCCGAUGCUUUGCUGGCCUCUGUACGCGGAGCAGAAGAUGAACUCGGUGGUCAUGGUGGAGGAGGUUGGCAUCGGCGUGGAUUUGGUUGGAUGGCAGCAGGGGCUGGUCAAGGCCGAGGAGGUCGAGGGCAAGGUAAGGAUGGUGAUGGAGUCCGAGGAAGGGGAGCAGCUCAGAGCACGUGUGGCGGCGCACAGGGAUGCUGCGGCGUGGCCUGGAAGGACGGCGGCUCAUCGCGCGCGGCAUUUGGUGAGUUCUUGUCGGACGUGGACAGCCAUGUACAUGUACGAGGCCAAGAUAUGGAGUAGCGCUAAUGGUCGUAAUGGCAAAUUGCGUCAAAGCUGA
Molecule: messenger RNA, 1536 nt
Organism: Miscanthus lutarioriparius
Lineage: Eukaryota; Viridiplantae; Streptophyta; Magnoliopsida; Poales; Poaceae
Source: the annotation of a GenBank genome assembly